UCUGGUUCUAAAAUUCCUAACUCCAGUUAAAUGUCAACAUCCACAGUGUCAACAUUAGAGAUCGCAGAGGACGCAGAGCGUAGUGUGUAACAAAAAACCCUUAGCUAAUGUGAGCUCAAUCUUCUGCGGUUUUUGCUGUUUCGUAAGACUUGCAACCAAAGUGAGGUAGUGAUCUGUCUUUGAGGGAAAUUUUCAAAAAUAAUUGUGAUGAGCAUGUCCGAAGCCACAAGUUUCAUCCCUCAAUCGGUGUUUUCGAUUCCACUUUUGGCAAAUAAUAGUUCAGCUGUAGACCACGACUUGGCCACAAAGUCUAAAAAAGCAACUGAACGGAUCUCGGAAAAUAUGCACAUAGUUGCAAAUGAACCAUCAUUGGCUUUUUACCGUGUGCAGGAGCAUGUACGGAAGGCACUUCCUCCAAUGGUCAGCAAAAGAGUUGAAGUAAAAAAGCUGAAUCAAGAACUACAAGGGAGGUGUUAUGAUCUGGAAUAUGCGCUCGGGGCAGUGAAAUCAAUGGAGAGCGCUGAACCUACUUUUAAAAAUCUUCAAGAUUUGACAAAAAACGCAAUUUACUUCAAACAGCAGCUGAAAUAUGAAGAAUCAAGACGAUCAAAAAAGGAACCAUCUGUCUACAAACGGCUAUCGGCGCACAUAUCUCAGGAGAUCCCUGAUUUAGCGGAUAUUUCAGACGCACUUCGAGAAACUGCUUCUCGAGUCGAGUCAAUGAUGACGAAUGCAAGAAGCAACCCAGGCCCUGCGCCAGCUCCAGUUGCGACUGAAGCCUCCGAAACCAGUGGCUCUACAAUUAACCAGCAGACAUAAGAACUUUGAUAUUUUGUGGAGAUGGAUGGUAUAGAAAUCAAACAUAAAAUGCUUGAAGAAACUAAAAAUGUACCGUAAUUCUUCUAGAGCAUCAAUGGUGUGCAAUGAAAAUUUUUAUUUAUCCUAUUUUACUGUGAUUCAAAUUAUGUUAUUACGCAAUAAAUCUAAAAUAUAAAAGUAA
Molecule: messenger RNA, 1000 nt
Organism: Cloeon dipterum
Lineage: Eukaryota; Metazoa; Arthropoda; Insecta; Ephemeroptera; Baetidae
Product: BLOC-1-related complex subunit 8 homolog
Exons: 5
Coding region: 208-819 (203 amino acids)
Cellular component (GO): BORC complex
Source: RefSeq, a predicted model, not a curated record